Molecule: messenger RNA, 420 nt
Organism: Castor canadensis (American beaver)
Lineage: Eukaryota; Metazoa; Chordata; Mammalia; Rodentia; Castoridae
Product: calcitonin gene-related peptide 1
Biological process (GO): regulation of cytosolic calcium ion concentration; adenylate cyclase-activating G protein-coupled receptor signaling pathway
Cellular component (GO): extracellular region
Molecular function (GO): hormone activity; calcitonin receptor binding
Source: RefSeq, a predicted model, not a curated record
AUCAUGGGCUUCUGGAAAUUCUCCACCUUCCUGGCUCUCAGCAUCUUGGUCCUAUGCCAGGUGGGCAGUCUCCAGGCUGCGCAUUUCAGGUCAGCACUGCAGAGCAGCCCAGACUUGGCCACCCUCAGUGAGGAGGAAGCCCACCUCCUGCUGACUGCACUGGUGCAGGACUAUAUGCAGCUGAAGGCCAGGGAGCUGGAGCAGGAGCAGGAACUGGAGGCAGAGGGCUCCAGUGUCACUGCCCAGAAGAGAGCUUGUAACACUGCCACCUGUGUGACCCACCGACUGGCAGGCUUGCUGAGCAGAUCCGGGGGUGUGGUGAAGGACAACUUCGUGCCAACCAAUGUGGGCUCCGAUGCCUUCGGCCGGCGCCGCAGGGACCUUCAGGCCUGAGCAGUUAAUGGAUCCAGGAAGAAGGUG